CAUUUUACUGCGAAUAGCUGCAGGGCUUUUUCAGGCCUCUCAUGUCGUUCUUGUAGCCUCGCUUCACUGCUUGAAUGAGCAUUUUAUUAACCUCAGUGACUUGGAACUAACGGUUUGAUUGGAGGUCGUUUGUCGUUUCCAACCUCUUUCACGUCACUGAGUGUCAUCAUGUCUGCUCCCGCUUCCCAAGGCCCUCGUAAGAAGGUUGUGCACCAGCUUGAUACCCCUUUCUCUACUGUCUCAUGGCCCUCGAUCUUGACAGAAGAUCAAGACACUAUCCUCGAAUUGUUAUGCGACCUCUUGAGCCCCAUUGGACAGCAUCGCCAGACACACAUCAAGAGAUCCAAGGGGAAGCGUUCAGCACAAAAGGAGAAAGAUGCCAAAAAGACAGGCCAUGCUUCAGAACAACCUCCUGUGCCACCAAUGCCUGAUAUAGAAGCCAGCAUCGAUGUCGGUCUUAACUCUAUUACUCGAAAUCUGCAGUUGUGUUCGCGGAAAGACACCGAAUCAAUGGAAGACGAACCUAACCGGCAGUAUUCCAUGGUCUUUGUAGCGCGGGGCGAUCAAGCCUCAACAUUCAACUGCCAUUUCCCACAGAUGAUUGGAGCGGCGUCUAGGAAUGUUAGUUCUGAAAGGAAGAUUCGUCUGGUGGGUAUCUCUAAACCAUGCUCUGAACGCUUAAGUUCUUGUCUUGGAGUGCCAAGGGUAUCAUCCAUAGCUAUUCGCAUGGAUGCCCCAGGAGCUGCAGCUUUGCAGGAGUUUGUUAUGAAGAAAGUCGCGCCAGUAGAAGCCUCGUGGCUUGAUGUGUCUUCGGAUACGCAAUAUCUUGCCCCAAAGAUUAAUGCUGUAGAAACGACGGUGGGGCCUAAACGAGUGCGUGUUGAAUAGAUAGAGAGAUCGAUAGCCUAAGCAGGGGGGUAUGCAUGUAUCCUAUAGAACUUCGGAUCAUCUUAUUAGCCUAUCAGCUGUUUGUUGAACGGUAUUGGUAGCUGCAUACACUUUGCAAAGGUCUUUCAAACGCCAAGAUUAUCCCUGGAUACCUAAGCAGAGUACAAACCGACAUUGGAAUACACGAAGG
Fusarium redolens is the source of this 1078-nucleotide messenger RNA. RefSeq lists its product as uncharacterized. Gene Ontology annotation, biological process: intronic box C/D snoRNA processing; nuclear-transcribed mRNA catabolic process, RNase MRP-dependent; tRNA processing. The coding region runs from base 169 to 888 and encodes 239 amino acids. Gene Ontology annotation, cellular component: nucleolar ribonuclease P complex; ribonuclease MRP complex; cytosol. The record is from RefSeq and is a predicted model, not a curated record. Lineage: Eukaryota; Fungi; Ascomycota; Sordariomycetes; Hypocreales; Nectriaceae. The transcript has 3 exons. Gene Ontology annotation, molecular function: ribonuclease MRP activity.